Messenger RNA from Alosa sapidissima (American shad), 1464 nucleotides. RefSeq names its product coiled-coil-helix-coiled-coil-helix domain containing 4a (gene chchd4a). The coding region runs from base 163 to 639 and encodes 158 amino acids. The transcript has 3 exons. Lineage: Eukaryota; Metazoa; Chordata; Actinopteri; Clupeiformes; Clupeidae. Gene Ontology annotation, molecular function: protein-disulfide reductase activity. Gene Ontology annotation, cellular component: mitochondrial intermembrane space. The record is from RefSeq and is a predicted model, not a curated record. Gene Ontology annotation, biological process: protein import into mitochondrial intermembrane space.
UGUCUAGGUCCUAAUACGUCAGGGUGCAAAGUUCAUGCGGUGAGAGGUAAAGUGGGUAAAGCGUGUAAGACAGUAAUUUUAACCGGUUUCGUAAAGUGCGAAAUAAGACUGGAGACUGGAGCCGUUGUCGCAAAAAACAGUCCCCCGUAACCACCAACAGAAAUGUCAUAUUGCAGGCAAGAGGGCAAAGACAAAAUCAUCUUCGUGACUAAGGAGGACCAUGAAGCCCCCAGCAAUGCCGAGCUAGUAGCAGAUGACCCCAAUGACCCUUACGAAGAUCACGGCCUGAUCCUACCAAAUGGGGACAUCAACUGGAACUGCCCUUGCCUGGGUGGUAUGGCCAGUGGACCCUGUGGUCAGCAGUUCAAAGAAGCCUUCUCUUGUUUCCACUACAGCAAAGAGGAGGUGAAGGGCUCGGAGUGUGUGGAGAACUUCCGCAACAUGCAAGAGUGCAUGCAGAGGUACCCAGAGCUGUACCCUCAAGAUGAUGACAAUGAACCGUCCAAAGAGACAGAUGAUGCUGCUGCCCCGACAGCGACAGAUGAAACUGCCCCCACCAAUGAAAAAGACUCUGGCCCAGCAGAAUCCUCACCCACUUCGGAAGAACCAACACCCACAGCCAGCCCGCCCAAAAGUUAACGCUGUAUGCUCUAAAACUGUGCUGAGCCUGACCAGUGUGAAUCAGUGUGUACGAGACAAAGGCUGUGUGUUGCUGGGCAGAAGAAGGAAUCACACCGGAACCCUUGUGGAGGACAAUCCCGACAAGAGUGCUGGAACUCACUGGUUGGCGUGCUGGACACAUAAAGACUCAUAGACAUGGGUUGAAUUUUCUGUUUUCCCUCCACUGAGGUUAUCAAUUAGGGUCCAGAAAUCAAAUAUAUGGGCGAAAUAAAGAAAUUCUUUUACAGCAUAUGGUAAGGUUGAUGUGCACUUAAAGCUUCUAGAAAUGUCCCAAAUCACAUAAAGUUAUUGUGAGUAUUUAUGAGGGGUAGGUCAUUGCUUAAAUGAUGCUUAUGCAAAAGGCUGUCAGUGCUCAUGUUAGUGCUAAUACUGAUUGAGUGGUGCUCUGUAGCCUCACAGGUCACUGUGUGUCUGUCUCUUACUGUUACUCUUGAUUGUGCAAGUCAUCAUGUUUCUUUCAGUGUUUGAAGAAUUAUUGUCUGUCUUCUGAUAUACUGAUAUUGAGAUCUUUCAUUACAUAUUUUCUUACUGACAAAAUCACAAGAGUACGUGUUCAGUUUACAGUGACACAUACUGAGCAGAUGGAUGGCAACACGAUUCUCUAGCCAGAAACACUGAAGGUCGUCACACUAACUCUUGAACAGAAUCAUCAUAAGUGCUGCUGCAGCUGACAGAGACUUUUCCACAGUUUUUUGCCUGUGCUCACUUCUUUCAAGCAAAGCCUUAAUGAAGUGUCCCCCCUUACCCUUGAAAUAAUUUCAAAUUAAACAAACAUAAACUAUG